Messenger RNA from Aspergillus novofumigatus IBT 16806, 930 nucleotides. RefSeq lists its product as uncharacterized. Bases 238 to 600 code for a protein of 120 amino acids. Lineage: Eukaryota; Fungi; Ascomycota; Eurotiomycetes; Eurotiales; Aspergillaceae. The transcript has a single exon. The record is from RefSeq and is a predicted model, not a curated record.
CCCAGACUACUAUACGAGGGGUCCACAGCAACCACUGGUCAGACAAGGUGCAAAUGCACACUGAUGUAAGCCACCUACAGGGAUCGCGUAUGCUUGCCAGAUUCAGCAUAAGCAGGUGUUGCAUGUUGUCCGUUCUAGCCAUCCAUAACAGAAUUCUCCGCAUUUAUGCGAGAAUACUUUAUAAAGAACACCUCCCUGUGUAAACGUCUUUUGUUACCAGACAAAAUCUGCUUCAUCAUGAAGAUCUCGCUUGCUCUCUCUGCUCUUGCCUUACUUGCUUGCCCUGCCACUGCGGUCGACCUUAAUCCAACAAAAGACUGUGGCACGCCCUUUAACGCCUGGUGGACCCAGUGCACCCGAUCUGCCUCCAACUGCUGCUACUACGCAGCCGAAAAGGCCAAUACAACCUGUCCGAUGACUCGUGCAAGACAUUAUGUCUUGCUAGGGCACUGCAGGUCGCUCUUCGAGGGCAGCGCAAGACCCUACCACAAAACUGACUGUGUCACCGCCACUCUUGCUGGCAUAGCUUUGCUUAUGGGGGAUCGUGGUCUUAGCUUUCCUGUCAGUUGUACUAUUGAUGAUAUCAAGGACAUGCCCUAGGGAUUCUGGCGUUUCCCUGUAGGAGGCUUCGUGGAGAACUGUCCAGGAAAAGUCAAGAUGGGUAUAUUAGCAAUAUUCAUGUACAAUUUGAGUGCUCUAAGGGAGGAAAGGUCCUGACAGCAAAUCAGCAGAAUCUCCCUGUGGAGAGGCUCGACUGGUUAACGAAAACUAUCUGUCAUUACCUAAGGUUUAUACAGGGUCUGACCAAGCCUCUUCUGCACCCCAGAUCAUAGUAUAUCAGUAUACUCAUACUCUGAUAAGAGAAUAUGAAUAUGGAUAGGUUACUGAACCUAGUAUCUACUUAGAGUAGAACUGAGCAGCUUAGACAGA